CCCCCGCCCCGGGGAAGCUCCGCACAGCGCGUUGCCAGUUGUGAAGCGAGCUGGCCCGAGGGGCGGGGCUCGUACAAACCCGGAGCCUCCGGCCCGGCUUCCCCAGUCCCGUAGAUGGCAGCUCCCGACUUGGGAGACGCGGACUCCAGCUGUGCGCCCGGGCCUCGCCCGGCCCGGAUACCCCGCGAUGCUUCCGCGGCUCCCCCGCCCACUCCGCAGACGCCCCCAGAAGGUUCGGUUUGCGGCCUGGGAACCCCUCGGGAUGGGUGCUGUCUCACGCCCGCCUUCCAACGGCCCGUAUCUAAGAAUCUGCUCAAUGUGGGGGAGGGAUUCCGGAAACCUCAAAGAGCCUUUCUUCCCUCCCCCCCCCCGCCCCGAUUUGUGGUUCACAGAGUUCUACAAGGAAGCAUCAUUUACCUCCAAGGGCAAGAAUCACAAGAUCCCAAGCUGGUCUUCCUUCCACUUAAGGCAAGCAUAGGACAAAAGUAUCCACUGUAGAA
Sarcophilus harrisii (Tasmanian devil) is the source of this 500-nucleotide messenger RNA. Its product is annotated as atherin-like. The record is from RefSeq and is a predicted model, not a curated record. The transcript has 2 exons. Lineage: Eukaryota; Metazoa; Chordata; Mammalia; Dasyuromorphia; Dasyuridae. Bases 115 to 498 code for a protein of 127 amino acids.